CUGAAUUGAAUUGCCCCAACUCCUUGCAGAUUUACUUCAAUGGCGUCUCACCACCACCAUGAACACGUUGACCAUGACCAUGAUCAUGGCCAUGGAAAUGAGCAUCACCACCACCAUCACACUCAUGAGGAAUCAUGGGUUGGACCAGACGGGAAGGUGUACCAUAGCCACGAUGGGCUGGCGCCACACUCACACGAGCCCAUUGAAUCGCCGGGUUACUUCAGCCGAAGAGCACCUCCGCUUGUGAACCGGGAUUUUAACGAACGGGCGUUCACUAUUGGCAUCGGUGGACCCGUCGGCACUGGAAAAACGGCUUUGAUGUUGGCUUUGUGCGAAUAUCUAAGAGACCGCUACAGUCUUGCAGCUGUUACAAAUGAUAUAUUCACAAAAGAAGACGGUGAAUUCUUGGUAAAGCAUGGAGCACUUCCCGAGGAAAGAAUUCGAGCAGUAGAAACAGGUGGCUGCCCACACGCAGCUAUUCGAGAAGAUAUCAGCAUUAAUCUCGGCCCUUUGGAGGAGCUCUCCAAUCUGUAUAAAGCGGAUAUACUCCUUAUUGAAUCUGGUGGAGAUAAUCUGGCUGCCAACUUCAGCAGAGAACUGGCUGAUUAUAUAAUAUACAUAAUUGAUGUAUCGGGCGGUGAUAAAAUUCCUCGAAAGGGAGGUCCAGGGAUUACUCAGGCUGAUCUCCUUGUUAUAAACAAAACCGACAUUGCAGCUGCUGUUGGAGCUGAUUUGUCUGUUAUGGAACGUGAUUCACUCCGAAUGAGAGAUGGUGGUCCCUUUGUUUUUGCUCAGGUAAAACACGGUGUUGGUGUAAAGCAAAUUGUGGACCACGUUUUAGGGGCUUGGGAAGCAGCGACGGGGAAGAAGCCUCAUUAAUCUGUUCUCACAAAGUUCAUUUGAACUGUGUUUUUUAUAUUCCAUCUUUAUUUCGACUUGUUAUAGGUAAAAAAAAAAAAGAAGAAAACUUCGAAUAUCUACAUUUGCUCAAAAUUAUAAUGUACUCUGUAACGAACCUUUCUUUCAUCCAUUUUUGUUUCCGUGUUUCUCGUUUCUCCAAAAUGAGAGUCCAA
Erythranthe guttata (spotted monkey flower) is the source of this 1073-nucleotide messenger RNA. The record is from RefSeq and is a predicted model, not a curated record. Lineage: Eukaryota; Viridiplantae; Streptophyta; Magnoliopsida; Lamiales; Phrymaceae.